AGGAUCCUCACGGUGCCAAACGCAUUGCGGGCGCUCGACACUGCGGAACAAAUAAUUUUUUUCAUUCGCUCGACUCUCCUUUCUCCUCUCAUAUUUCCUUCUUUCUCUCUUCUAUACUCUCCCUCUCUACACAAAGGAGGCACUCUUCCACUUUCGGUGAAAUCUGCAUUUAAUCCCUCACCCUGAGCUCAACUCUAACCCAAUUUCUCUCUAUCCCCAUCGCAAUCGAAUUGGGUCUGAGUCACCAAGGAGAUCGGACUCGGUUGGAGCGCCAGAUAAUUGAGGUGUGAAACGCUGCAUUUUGGGUGGGGUAUAUAGUUUGGAAUUGAUUCGAGCGAGAGGAGGACGACAGAGAAAGAGGAGGCUUAGCUAUGGAUGCUGAUUCCUGGAAGCCUGAAGCAGGUCCAAUAGCACACCUUCUUAUAUGACAGGGCUGGAUGAAAACAGAAAUGGUUUUUAUGAAUUCUGUUGCAGUAUCUUUUACUAGGCGCAGGUGGUUCUCCUCCUCUUCCCCUUCAGCACCAUCAUCUUCACUUCCAUGGAUCUCUCCUCUUCAAUUGUCAAAAGCCACCUUGCCCAAACCAGACCCUCCAACCGAACCCUCUGUAGAAGUUCAAAAGAAAUCCAAGUAUAUCUCUCACGAAUAUGCCAUCAACCUAAUCAAACGCGAGAGAGAUCCACAACAUGCCCUUGAAAUAUUUCACUUGGUAGCAGAGCAAAAAGGUUUUAAUCACAAUUGCGCAACUUAUGCAACUAUCCUCGACAAACUCGCCUGGUCCAAGAAGUUUCAGGCUGUUGAUGCAGUUCUUCGUCAAAUGACUUAUGAAACUUGCAAAUUUCAUGAGGGUAUAUUCCUUAAUCUUAUGAAGCAUUUUUCAAAAUCCUCUCUGCAUGAAAGAGUGCUUGAGAUGUUCUUUGCGAUUGAGCCAGUUGCUCGUGAAAAGCCCUCUCUCAAAGCCAUCAGCACUUGUCUCAAUCUCCUAGUUGAAUCAAGCCGGAUUGAUUUGGCACGACAGUUGCUCUUGCAUUCAAAGAAGAAGCUCAAAUUGGAGCUGAAUACCUGCAUUUGUAACAUCUUGGUUAAGCACCAUUGCAAGAACAGGGAUCUUGAAUCUGCCUUUGAAGUUGUUAAUGAAAUGAAAAAAUCCAAGAUUUCCUAUCCUAAUUUGAUUACGUACUCAACCCUAAUGGAUGGUCUUUGUGAAAGUGGAAGAGUCAAAGAAGCUGUUGAACUGUUUGAGGAAAUGGUCUCAAAGGAUCAUAUCUUUCCUGAUGCACUAACUUACAAUGUUUUGAUCAAUGGGUUUUGCCGUGGAGGGAAAGUUGAUCAGGCUAGGAAGAUAAUGGAAUUUAUGAGGAGCAAUGGAUGCAAUCCAAAUGUAUUCAAUUACUCAUCCCUGAUGAAUGGGUUUUGUAAGGAGGCAAGACUGCAAGAGGCCAAGGAGGUUUUUGAUGAGAUGAAGAGCUUUGGUCUGAAACCGGAUACAGUUAACUACACUACUUUAAUCAAUUGCCUCUGUAGGGCUGGGAAACUUGACGAAGCCACGGAGUUGCUCAAAGAGAUGAAAGAAAAAGAAUGCAAAGCCGAUACGGUGACUUUCAAUGUGAUACUUGGAGGACUGUGCAGAGUAGGUAGGUUCGAGGAGGCCCUUGAUAUGGUUGAGAAACUUCCCUACGAUGGUAUUUAUCUGAACAAAGCAAGUUACAGGAUUGUGUUGAAUUUCUUAUGCCAAAAAGGGGAGUUGAACAAGGCGGCAGACUUGUUGGAUUUGAUGCUGGGUAGGGGGUUUCUGCCUCAUUAUGCAACUUCAAACGAGUUGCUGGUUCGCCUCUGCAAGGCUGCAAUGGUGGAUGAUGCAGUUAUUUCAUUGCUUGGAUUGGUAGAAAUGGGGUUUAAACCAGAGCCUGACUCUUGGAGUCAUGUGCUUGAACUGAUUUGCAGAGAAAGAAGGCUGUUGUCUGCAUUUGAACUGCUUGAUGAAUUGGUUGAUCCCAUCAACUAAAUAUUGGAAGCAAUAAGAAAAUUGAAUCCUUGGUAUGACAAGAACGCAGACGAAAUCAGGUGUAGAUAAUGUUAGAAAAGAAAAAGGCAGCAGCCCUUUUGAUCCAUUUUGCAAUAUUGACCUAUUUAAUCAACGGUAGGUUAGAAAUUGCCAUGUUAUGAGGUGAUACGCACUUACACUUUUGUGCUUCCUUCAGAGUGAAGUUAAUUGACCAAAUGUUGUACAAUCAGUGUACUUUAAUCAUGCUAUAGACAUCAAAUUG
This is a messenger RNA of Corylus avellana, 2265 nucleotides long. RefSeq names its product Pentatricopeptide repeat (PPR) superfamily protein. Gene Ontology annotation, molecular function: protein binding. The record is from RefSeq and is a predicted model, not a curated record. Lineage: Eukaryota; Viridiplantae; Streptophyta; Magnoliopsida; Fagales; Betulaceae.